Glycine soja is the source of this 1700-nucleotide messenger RNA. Its product is annotated as U-box domain-containing protein 28-like. Gene Ontology annotation, biological process: protein ubiquitination. NCBI's taxonomy places the organism in Eukaryota, Viridiplantae, Streptophyta, Magnoliopsida, Fabales, Fabaceae. The transcript has a single exon. Bases 241 to 1476 code for a protein of 411 amino acids. Gene Ontology annotation, molecular function: ubiquitin protein ligase activity. The record is from RefSeq and is a predicted model, not a curated record.
UCUUGAAUACCACCUGACAAAUUUUCCUGUUAAGAGUCCCAUUCUGAUUACAAACAAUGUUUGACCAAAGACCACACACCCAUUUAAAUGGUGACCACACACUAUGUCAAGUGUGUAUGUAUUAUAAUUGAUAAUUGAUACACCUUCUCUUCUAAGUUCUAACUUCUAACGCUCCUUCUCUUCUCUCGCUCUGUGCUGUGUGUGAGAAAGAGAUAUAGAAACCAAACACAAGGAAUUAGAAUGGCAAAGGUAAGAGAUCAGAAGCUAUACGUCACCGUUCCGAGUCUCUUUCGGUGCCCAAUCUCCAUGGACGUGAUGCGCUCUCCCGUAAGCCUCUGCACCGGCGUCACAUACGAUCGCGCCAGCAUUCAGCACUGGCUCGACUCAGGACACGACACCUGUCCCGCCACCAUGCAGGUUCUUCCCUCCAAAGACUUCAUCCCCAAUCUCACGCUCCACCGCCUCAUCCGCCUCUGGCUCAUCUCCUCCUCCUCCUCCGAACCUCCCUCCCCCUCCUCCUCCGCCGACCACCUCCGCCCUCUCCUCCGCCAAAUCCAAACCUCCGACGACAACGUCCCCGGUAUUCUCUCCAAAAUCGCCGAAUUCGCCAAGAAAUCCGGUGAGAAUCGCCGGUCUCUCGCCGCCUUCCCCGGCUUCGACUCCGCCGUGGUCCGCGCGCUCACCGGAAGCAAUUCACUCAUCGACGCGGCGGAAAACGCGAUCUAUCUUCUCGGUUCAGUUUUCCGAGAAAACGGAAAGUCAACUGGAGAGAGAAUUCGAAAGCUGAUUCUUGACGCUCGCGAACAAUGCUUUGAUGCGAUGAUAUUUGUUCUCAGAAACGGAUCUCUGAAAUCAAAGAUUGAAACGGUUAAGGUUUUGGAGUUUCUCGCGUUCGAUUUUCAAUCUUCCAAAUCGAUCAGCGAAGCAUGCGGAUUGUUGUCGUUGCUCGCGAGUUUUUUAAAGGACGGCGGAGAGGAGCUAAACGACGCCGUUUUGUCGCUGCUCGGCGUCGUUUCGGUUACUCACUCCGCGAAGGUGGAACUCGUUAGCUCCGGAGUUGUUGAAGUGGUUACGAAAUUGCUGCGAGCGUGUUCGGCGGCGACGGCGGAGAGGUGUUUGAGAAUGCUGGCGGUGUUGGCCACGUGCGCGGAGGGUCGGGCGGCGAUGGCGGAGGAGCCGUCGUGUGCUGCGGCGGUGGUGGAGAGGAUUACGAAGGCGUCAAAGGCUGCGGCGGCGGACGCGGUGGCGGUGCUGUGGAGCUUGUGCUGUUUGUGCAGGAACGUGAAGGUGAGAGAUGAGGUGGCAAAGCGAAACGGCGUCGUGGUGGUUUUGUUGGUUAUGCAGAGGGGGUGGGAGGAGCACGUGAGAAGCAUGUGCGUGGAUUUGAUUAAGGUUUUGAAGGGUGCGUGUAAGAACGGGUUGGGGUUGGAACUAGGAUGCUAUGACACCAAAACCACUCAUAUAAAACCUUGCUAAUGUUGUAACAUUGAUUAAGUUGAACCAACUUUUUUAUUUUUAGUGAAUAGUUGAACCAUCUUUUUAGCAUGCAACAAAAGAAUGUUUUAUGUUGGUUAACUUUGCUCUUAUCGAUCUUUUCUUUUUAGUAUUAGAAGGAAAGAAAGAAAUGGAGAAAAAAUGUAUAUGGUAGAGAGAAUAAUAUUUGAACAUAACAAAGUAGAAGGAAAACAAAUUUCAUUUGA